This is a messenger RNA of Agrilus planipennis (emerald ash borer), 829 nucleotides long. Its product is annotated as tetratricopeptide repeat protein 36 homolog. Gene Ontology annotation, molecular function: protein binding. The transcript has 4 exons. The record is from RefSeq and is a predicted model, not a curated record. Lineage: Eukaryota; Metazoa; Arthropoda; Insecta; Coleoptera; Buprestidae. Gene Ontology annotation, biological process: cilium assembly. The coding region runs from base 38 to 589 and encodes 183 amino acids.
GCAAACAACGCAGACAAGUAAGUCAGUGCAGCGGGAAAUGGCGAAGCUGAGUGUUCACGACCGUGCAGUGCUGAGCUGCAUAUUUAACCCCAGUUUACCCCUAGACGCCAUCGUCGAGGCCGAGGACGUAAACAUGCACCUAAGAGAUGAUGAUGAAGAAAGCUAUCAAGAAAUUGAAAAAAUUAAAGUUAUGGAAUGUAAAGCAAUACAUCUCGCUGAGUCGGGGAAAACGGACGAGGCGAUAAAAAUUCUCGAAGAAGCAAUCCACCUUGCGCCUCAAAAAGCGUCGCUGUACAACAACAGGGCUCAAGUUUAUCAAUUAAAAAGAAAGCCCAAUGAUGCACUCGACGAUUUAACUAAAGCUAUCGAGUUAUCUGGAGAUAAGUUACUGAGAACGAAGCGUGAAGCCCUUUGUCAACGCGGUCUGCUGUACAGAAAAAUGGAAAACGAAGAACUAGCAAGAAACGACUUCAACGAAGCUUCCAAAUUGGGCAGCCAGUUUGCAAAAAAUCAGCUGAUUGAAAUGAAUCCAUAUGCAGCAUUGUGUAACCAAAUGUUAAAACAAGCAGUUGAGAAUUUGCAAAAGUGAUCAAGAAACAACGUCUUUAAAAAGUAUACUUUUACAUACCUCCACCAUAGAUAGCUAAAAUAUAUUUGUAGAUAUAUUUAAUUUACUAAUACUAAGUAAUAAAUUUGAUAACACUAAAGAUAUCUAUCAUUUUCCCAGAAUUUCUUGCAGUGUAAUUGUUAUUUAAACUUUAACCCCAAUUCUUGUAUCAUUAAACUACCCUUAAAGCUAAAAUAAAAGUCAAAGCACAAUUAAUGUAAA